Molecule: messenger RNA, 1551 nt
Organism: Acomys russatus (golden spiny mouse)
Lineage: Eukaryota; Metazoa; Chordata; Mammalia; Rodentia; Muridae
Gene: Btbd17
Product: BTB domain containing 17
Exons: 3
Coding region: 56-1492 (478 amino acids)
Molecular function (GO): protein binding
Source: RefSeq, a predicted model, not a curated record
UGGAGCACUCUGGACUUGACUGUCCCUCCAGUGGACUUAGGGACAGAGCACAAGGAUGCUUAGGAAAGGCCACUGCAAGCCUGGGUCCUGGGGCAGCUUCUGGGCCAUCCUGGCCUUGGUGGGACUGGCCACUCGUGCAGCUCAGAGAGCCGAUGUGGGUGGGGAGGCAGCAGGCACCUCUAUCAACCACUCCCAGCUGCUGCUCCAGCGACUGCAGGAUCUGCUGCGGCAGGGCAAUGCCAGUGAUGUCGUCCUGCGGGUACAGGCCGUGGGCACCGACGAGGUCCGAGCCUUCUACACCCACCGCUUGCUGCUGGGGCUGCACAGCGAGCUGUUUCGGGAGCUGCUGAGCAACCAGAGCGAGGUGGUGCUGCAGGAACCCCGGGACUGUGCUGCUGUCUUUGACAAAUUUAUCAGGUAUUUGUACUGUGGUGAGCUAACUGUCCUGUUGGCCCAGGCUAUCCCGCUGCAUAGGCUGGCCACCAAGUACCGAGUAGCAUCCCUGCAGCGAGGCGUAGCCGACUACAUGCGUGCUCACCUGGCAGGAGGCGUGGGUCCAGCUGUGGGCUGGUACCACUAUGCAGUGAGCACUGGGGACGAGGCACUGCGAGAAAGUUGCUUGCAGUUUUUGGCUUGGAACCUUUCUGCCGUGGCGGGGAGUGCGGAGUGGGGCGCCGUGAGCCCCGAGUUGCUGGCACAGCUCCUGCAGCGCUCAGACCUGGUACUGCAGGACGAGCUGGAGCUGUUCCACGCUCUGGAGGCGUGGCUAGGUCGCGCGCGGCCGCCCCCUCCCGUCGCUGAGCAAGCGCUGCGCUCUAUCCGCUACCCUAUGAUCCCGCCUGCACAGCUGUUCCAGCUGCAGGCGCGCUCGGCCGCACUGGCACGCCACGGCCCUGCGGUGGCAGACCUCCUGCUGCAGGCUUACCAGUUCCACGCCGCCUCGCCGUUGCACUACGCCAAGUUCUUCCACGUGAACGGCAGCGCCUUCCUGCCACGCAACUACCUCGCGCCCGCCUGGGGCGCCCCCUGGGUCAUCAACAACCCGGCACGUGACGAUCGCAGUACCAGCUUCCAGACGCAGCUGGGUCCAAGCGGCCACGAUGCGGGUCGCCGGAUCACCUGGAAUGUGCUCUUUUCCCCGCGCUGGCUGCCUGUCAGCCUGCGGCCGGUCUACGCGGACGCCCCGGGCACCGCUCUGCCCGCCGCUCGGCCCGAGGACGGAAGGCCGAGACUGGUGGUCACGCCAGCUAGCAGCGGUGGCGACGCAGCGGGAGUGAGCUUCCAGAAGACCGUGCUGGUGGGUGCGCGCCAUCAGGGACGGCUCCUGGUCCGGCAUGCCUACAGCUUCCAUCAGAGCAGCGAGGAGGCUGGCGACUUCCUGGCCCACGCAGACCUGCAGAGGCGCAACUCGGAGUACCUGGUGGAGAAUGCUCUGCACCUCCAUCUCAUUGUCAAGCCGGUGUACCACACCCUCAUCCGGACUCCCAGUUAGCCUUUAGACUGAGAAAUAAGGCCUGGCCUGGAUAACGCACUAGGGUCUGGGGAGGGGUA